Molecule: messenger RNA, 2572 nt
Organism: Drosophila suzukii
Lineage: Eukaryota; Metazoa; Arthropoda; Insecta; Diptera; Drosophilidae
Product: protein phosphatase 1H
Biological process (GO): protein dephosphorylation
Molecular function (GO): cation binding; protein serine/threonine phosphatase activity
Source: RefSeq, a predicted model, not a curated record
AAGACUCCAACCAUGUCUGGUCAGGGUCUGCAUUUUUAGUAUUAUACGCCUUCCGUUUUACAACCUUAGGAUUUUGGAACACGGCAAUGCACGGCCACACUUCGAGCUAUCGAUUUAUUUUUGUUAAAAGACAAAAUUAAUCCGCAAAGUUGUCGCGAUUAACGUAAAACUAUUCGCCUAGUGCAACCGACCGGAGACCUCACGGCGCCGCCUAUAUAAGUCUACAGACUAAAUACCCGAUAUUUGAGAAACUUAAGUAAAUCAAGUAGGAAAGGCAGCAGCACAACAACAUCGCAAGCUCGCCACGUCAGUGGGAGUGAGCGAGAGCGCGACAAAGAAGCGAACGGGUGACAACAAGGGAGGUAGAUUGAAAAAGGAAAACAUGUUUAGUAACAUUAAGGAGCGUUUUAUAUCGGCCAUUGCACCGGACUUACCGCCUCUGCCAGGUGCAGGCGAGCGAAGGAUUGGUGCCGGAAGCGGCCAUCUUCACAAUUCGCCGCACCAGCGACUUCGGUUCGGUGGUUCCGGUAGUCAGCCGUUGCCGGAUAAGUUCCCCUACGCCCGGCCCCCCUUUCUGCAACUUCUCACAGCGGACGAACUGCGCGCCUCAGCGGACCACAAUGUGCGGCCAAUCAUAGUGCCGCGGGACAUCAACCUGCUGCCCUGGGGCACCGGAUACGCCGAGUGCGUCAAUUCCGGUAAAUCUGAGUGGAACGAGGACCAGGGCGCCUUCUGUCGGCAAGUUCUUUCGGAUCCUGAGCACAAGCACCCAGAUCUUCCGUACACAUACUUCGGAAUUUUCGAUGGACACGCCGGAUAUGGAGCCGCACUAGCCGCUUCGCAUCAGUUCCAUCACAUCCUGCACGAAAAGCUAGUAGACUGCCUGGAGCUGCUCCUGCCACGAGAUGUGGACCCCUCCAGUGGCGGAGGGGAUGGCAUUCAGCUGAAUCCUACAUUCCCGCACCCCAUCUACUUCCAGCGCCGGGUGACCAAGGACGAACUUAUCAUCGGUGCACUGGAAAGUGCCUUUUUCAACAUGGACUCGCUGAUAGCGCAGGACAAUGAUCGUUAUCGAGAUGCCGGCGGCUGCACCGCCUGCGUCUCAUUAUUUAUUGAUGGCAAGAUGUAUGUCGCCAAUGCCGGCGACUCUAGAGCUGUGCUCUGUCAGCGCCGUGCCACUCCUGAUAGGCAACAAACGGAUACGCACUCCAGUAUUGAACCGGAUCCACUAGAAGUUAGCUGUUAUCCAGUGCCGUUCUCCGCUGAUCACACGCCUGAAACAGAGCGAGAACGUCUGCUCAAUGUAGCCAGAUUGAAGCCGCAACUUAUGGGUCAACAUUAUGUGGCAAUGGAGUACGCCAAGCGGCCGCACAUCAAGGAUAUGGGCCAGCGCAUUCUCUGCCGACAGGGCACAAUGCGUGGCUGGACAUAUAAGACGCUGACCAGAGAAGAUCUCCGCAUGCCGGUGGUAAAUGGCGAGGGCAAGAGAAGCCGUUUGUUGGGCACACUGGGAGUGACGCGCGGUUUUGGCGAUCACGACUUGCUGGCCAUUAACACGGGUAUACAGAUAAAACCCUUUCUCACGCCCCAUCCCGAUGUGAGACAGAGGGAUCUUACGCAGGUCGUUUGCAUUUCGGAUGAAGACAACAGGGAUGGAGAUUACGGCGUGCUUGUUAUGGCCACCGAUGGCCUAUGGGAUGUUUCCGAAAACGAGGGCGUUGCACGCAUUGUCUUCCAGACGCUAUCCAAAUAUCCUACGGAGAAGCAUCGCUAUACGAUGGUCGCCCAGGAGCUGGUGGCUCGUGCUCGUGGAAAAAUCAAUGACUCCGGGCAUUGGCGUCUCGCCGAUAGCAAGGCAGCAGCCACUGUUGAUGAUAUCUCAGUGAUUGUCAUUCCGGUUAGCCAGUAUUAUAAGGAACACGUGGAGUGGACACAAAACUACAAACGAGAUCUCGAGCAUCGACGCCGCCAAGCACAGGCCAACAUGGCCCAGGAGGCGGUCACCGUCCUCAACGGCGUAAUGGCCGAGGAAGCUCAGGUCGUUGAGGAGGAGGAGGAGGGUGAGGUGGUUGUGCACGAGGCAAGAACUUCCCAGAAACCACAGCAGGUGGAGGAUGGAGUCGACGAGACCCUGGUGGUAGAACUGGCCCCCUCGCUGGAACAGGUGCAGCUAAAAGACAAGGAUUCUGCAGCGUUUGACAUCGGUAAAAAGGAUAAUGAUAAGGACAAAGAGGCGUCGACGACGCGGCAGCAUCUGCAACAACAGUUUCAAAAGGGUCGCAAAGGCAAGGGAAAGCACUAGGAAAAAUGUCCUGCCACACAGGCCGAUGUAGUUAUAGCCGAUAAUUAUUGGCACAUCUAUAUAUUUUUACACUCAACACACAAGAACAAAUUCAACACAUUUACAGUUUCUACAUAAUUUGCUUAUGUACAAACUAAAUAGCAAGUAAACUUAAUUGCAAUGUACAAUAAUUUUCUGUAAUUAAGUGUAUUUAUUUCGAUCCAAAACAGUUAAUGAAUCAACAAACCGGCAGAGUAAUGGCCCUAAUUUUUCAAAUAACGCAAAUUUAAA